UGGUCCAAACCUGAUUCCGGUAGGGCAGCCGUCCAACUAAGGACUGAGGGGGAAAAACAGGGACGAGGAACUGUCAGUUUCCGAAAUAAAGACAGCAUUUCAAUCUGGUUUGGUCAAUAGGUUGUGAGUGUGAUGGCGUCAGGCAGUACGAGCAGUGAGGAGGAGAGGAGUCUGAGGGAGUGUGAGCUGUAUGUGCAGAAACAUAACAUCCAACAGCUGCUGAAGGACUGCAUCGUACAGCUAUGUACCUCACGGCCAGACAGACCCAUGGCCUUCCUCAGAGAGUACUUCGAGAGGCUGGAGAAGGAGGAGGCGAAGCAGAUCCUACAGCAGCAGAAGUCCAACUCUCGCUCCGACUCCCGUGAGGAUGAGGUGUCUCCUCCCAUGAAUCCCGUGGUGAAGGGGCGGCGGCGGCGCGGUGCCAUCAGCGCCGAGGUCUACACAGAGGAAGACGCCGCCUCCUACGUCAGAAAGGUCAGGGGGGGUCAGCCCUCAGCCAAUCACGCAUCGCUACAGGUUAUUCCUAAAGACUACAAAACGAUGGCCGCCCUGGCUAAAGCCAUUGAGAAGAACGUGCUGUUUGCUCACCUGGACGACAACGAGAGAAGUGACAUCUUUGACGCCAUGUUUUCUGUUACCUAUAUCGCCGGGGAGACGGUCAUUCAGCAAGGUGACGAGGGUGAUAACUUCUACGUCAUCGACCAGGGAGAGAUGGAUGUGUAUGUGAACAAUGAGUGGGUGACCAAUAUUGGGGAGGGGGGCAGCUUUGGCGAGCUAGCCCUGAUCUAUGGGACCCCCAGGGCCGCCACGGUCCGGGCCAAGAGCAACGUCAAACUGUGGGGCAUCGACAGAGACAGUUACAGGAGGAUACUCAUGGGAAGCACUUUGAGAAAGCGUAAGAUGUAUGAGGAAUUCCUCAGCAAGGUGUCCAUUUUAGAGUCUCUGGACAAGUGGGAGAGGCUGACGGUAGCUGAUGCUCUGGAGACCGUUCAGUUUGAGGACGGACAGAAGAUCGUGGUUCAGGGUGAACCUGGAGAUGAGUUCUUCAUCAUCCUGGAGGGUUCAGCGGCCGUGCUUCAGAGACGGUCAGAGUAUGAAGAGUUUGUGGAGGUGGGCAGACUGGGGCCCUCCGACUAUUUUGGUGAGAUCGCCCUGUUGAUGAACCGUCCCCGUGCUGCGACCGUGGUCUCCCGCGGCCCUCUGAAGUGUGUCAAGCUGGACCGCCCGCGGUUCGAACGCGUUCUGGGGCCCUGCUCAGACAUCCUGAAGAGGAACAUUCAACAAUACAACAGCUUCGUCUCUCUCUCCGUCUGAGUCCCCCUUCUAUUGCUCUGUCCCUCCUCUCCUUCUAUCCCUCCACUCCUUCUAUCCCUCCACUCCUUCUAUCCCUCCACUCCUUCUAUCGCUCUGUCCCUCCACUCCUUCUAUCCCUCCACUCCUUCUAUCGCUCUGUCCCUCCACUCCUUCUAUCCCUCCACUCCUUCUAUCGCUCUGUCCCUCCACUCCUUCUAUCCCUCCACUCCUUCUAUCCCUCCACUCCUUCUAUCGCUCUAUCCCUCCACUCCUUCUAUCGCUCCACUCCUUCUAUCGCUCCACUCCUUCUAUCGCUCCACUCCUUCUAUCGCUCUAUCCCUCCACUCCUUCUAUCCCUCCACUCCUUCUAUCCCUCCACUCCUUCUAUCGCUCUAUCCCUCCACUCCUUCUAUCGCUCUGUCCCUCCACUCCUUCUAUCGCUCCACUCCUUCUAUCCCUCCACUCCUUCUAUCGCUCUAUCCCUCCACUCCUUCUAUCCCUCCACUCCUUCGCCCUCUGGCUCCUCCCCCCCUGGCUCCUCCCUCCUUCCUUAACAACGGGUUCCACCAAUGAUCUGUUUAUUUUCUUCAUGUUUCUAACCCUCCACCCGGGACUCCAGAUCACUUGGCUGGGACUUUGUUGUUGAACUGGUGUUAUUGUAUUCGCUAUGAACCCAGAUUCAUUUGAUUUGACACGUAUGCAGUGAACUCUGUUUCGAGGGCACAAUGUUUCUGUAGUAUUUUAACGUCAACCAUGAAGACAGGAUGAGUUGUCUCCGGUGUUCAGACGGCAACAGGUUAGGGAGGGUUCAAACGUGACAGAGGGUUCCGUUCAGACCCAGGGUUCCGUUCAGACCCAGGGUUCCAAUAGAAUUACAAUGCGGUUCCAUUACUGUUCACCCAGUGUUCUCUCUGACACCGUGUCAAAACUAAUACCUGAUAAUAUGUGGAGUAGACACACCAUGAGUCUGUCCUGGUUAGGAUCCAGGAGAACUUGUAAUGUGUGGACUAGACACACCAUGAGUCUGUCCUGGUUAUGGUCCAGAAGACCUUGUAAUAUGUGGACUAGACACACCAUGAGUCUGUCCUGGUUAAGGUCCAGAAGACCUUGUAAUAUGUGGACUAGACACACCAUGAGUGUCCUGGUUAAGGUCCAGAAGACCUUGUAAUGUGUGGACUAGACACACCAUGAGUCUGUCCUGGUUAGGAUCCAGAAGACCUUGUAAUGUGUGGACUAGACACACCAUGAGUCUGUCCUGGUUAGGAUCCAGGAGACCUUGUAAUGUGUGGACUCGACACACCAUGAGUCUGUCCUGGUUAGGAUCCAGAAGACCUUGUAAUGUGUGGACUCGACACACCAUGAGUCUGUCCUGGUUAGGAUCCAGAAGACCUUGUAAUGUGUGGACUCGACACACCAUGAGUCUGUCCUGGUCAGGAUCCAGAAGACCUUGUAAUGUGUGGACUCGACACACCAUGAGUCUGUCCUGGUUAGGAUCCAGAAGACCUUGUAAUGUGUGGACUCGACACACCAUGAGUCUGCUCACAAUGGACAACACCCAGGGGCCAUGAUGUCACAAAGGACAGAGAGAAGGAAGAGAGAAGGAUUGAAUUGGAACCGCAAAUGUGUCAUGACAUUAAGGAUAUUGUGUCAUGAUAUUAAGUAUAUUGUGUCAUGACAUUAAGCAUAUUGUGUCAUGAUAUUCUUAAUGUCUGGGACAAGUCUAAAGUGACUUAUGAGGGAGAGAGGGAUGAGGGCGGGGGGGAGACCAUCUUUAGAGAAAUGUUGUUUUGAAUAGAUUUCCACCAAAGGCUGAUCUGUGUUCUUAUACUUACCUUUUUAUAGUUGUUUUCUGGAAUGUUCUUUGAGGGUACUAAGAAGCUGUGGUUUCUACACCAUGAGGUUGAGGGAGGCUGUCCCAGGUCCAGUGGUGUGGCUACUCUCUCCCUAUUGGAAGUUUAUCUAUCUCUCUCUACCCCCCUUUCUCUCCCUUUCCCAUCUUGUUUCCCCUCUCCCCCCCCCCCCACCCCCCACCCCGGUCGUUGGGAUAGAUCUUAUAGGUGUCAUUGUGUCUGGGCGUGUUUAAAAUGCUCCGUUCAGGAAAGGGAAAACAACGUUUAGUCUACUCUGCCUGUUUCCUGGUCACAGAAAGCAGAACAUCAAGUUACUCUGACCAGGGUCAAGUUGAUCAGUCUUAAGGGAUGUUCACUAUUUCACUUUGUGCUACGUGUCCAUUUAGCUUCUAAAUAAGAGGUUUUAUAACAGGUGACGGUUGUGAGGAAAGCAUGUUACAACUCAACGCUGAUUCAACCUCCUCUAGUUGAAUCAAGAAUGUGGACCGUUCUGAUAUCAACUCUGGUUGGUUUAAUAGUAGUGUUUCAUCCCGUGGAUGGUACAUGUCCAGUGUCAUCCAGCUUCCUAAACACCUCCCAUGUCAAAAACAUUGAUAAAGACAGUGGUCUGUUUCUGAAAACAGCUGUUUUUCCACCCCUUCAUUGAAGUGUUAGUUACAAGACUGAACCCUCAUUAUAAACUGUCUUUGAGAAGUGCCUGGUUGCGUUCUAUUGACACUCUCUUAGAAUUCACAAUUAGAACCAGAAGGAUUCCGGUUCCAUACCAUCAUGGAGUCGAGUGUUUUCAAUGUUUGGGGUCUAACAUUUAUCUAACCAUUUUUAGUUUGAACCUUUUUUUGUUGUCUUUUUUUGAAAAACCCAUGUUUGUUCUAAUCCCAAAUACAGUAUAUUGUUGUCAACUGGACAUUUGCCAUUUUAGAAUUUUGAUGAAUAUUUUGUAAUGUACUAUAUAGUAUAGCGUUAGCGUAAGACUCCCUUCCCUCUCCAGCAUAACGCUAUCCAACGUGUUACUGCUGUUAUUUUCAUGGAAAUUAUAAAGGAAUCCAUCAAAACUGUGAUGUAUAGAGAUUUGGAUACAAAUCAGUCCUGUAUAGACUAGUCCUCUGAAAGUAACUGUUGAAUCAAUCUGUUGUUAUGGACGUGUGUGUGUGUGUGUGUAUGUUCCAAAUGGAACCCUAUUCCCUAUAUAGUGAACUGCCUUUGACUAAGUAGUGCACUAUAUAGGCACUAGGGGUGCCAUUUUGGAGGCAUGCAGUGUUUUAUUUCACCAUGGUGUGUUGUCCUGGAUGAAGCGUUUCCAGCUGAACUAGUAUCAGGCUGGAAUGGACAUGGCCUUGCUACAUCUCAUGGUUGAUGGAUUUCUGCUGUUUUUACAUUUUUACUGUUCAACUGUCCUUGGUGUAUUGUGUGAAUAAAUUUGAAUUUUUUUUAUUUGUCAGGCUCUGUGCGUGUCUGAAAUGCCACUCUGUUUCCUAUAUAUAAAGCCCCAUAGGCUCGGGUCAAAAGUAGUGCACUAUAUAGGGUGUCAUUGGGCUCUGGUCAAAAGUAGUGCACUUUAUAGGGAAUAGGGUGCCUUUUCAGACACACACAGUGUAUCUAGUUGAUGCCCUGCACCCAAUGUUGAAAUAAUGUUAGUUGAUGGUUUUCUAUGUUCUCUCAUGGAGGCCACAGUAAAAUGAAGUAGUAAGCUAUUAUAGGCUACUGCUUCUUGUAUAACUUG
Molecule: messenger RNA, 4863 nt
Organism: Salvelinus namaycush (lake trout)
Lineage: Eukaryota; Metazoa; Chordata; Actinopteri; Salmoniformes; Salmonidae
Product: cAMP-dependent protein kinase type I-alpha regulatory subunit-like
Exons: 11
Coding region: 133-1314 (393 amino acids)
Biological process (GO): regulation of protein phosphorylation
Cellular component (GO): cAMP-dependent protein kinase complex
Molecular function (GO): cAMP-dependent protein kinase regulator activity
Source: RefSeq, a predicted model, not a curated record